Molecule: messenger RNA, 733 nt
Organism: Anopheles moucheti
Lineage: Eukaryota; Metazoa; Arthropoda; Insecta; Diptera; Culicidae
Product: transmembrane protein 234 homolog
Exons: 4
Coding region: 244-690 (148 amino acids)
Source: RefSeq, a predicted model, not a curated record
CUUGGUGUGUGCAGUCAGAAUUGCCGGCGCUAAUUUGAGAUUCUUUGCCUAUUUAUUACAUUAUUCGCCAAAUUAGCCUUUGCAAACUGUGGUAAUUAGCAAAAAGGAGUUGUGAUUCUUUUUACAUUGUGCUUUUGAUUUCAUUGUAACGUACCGUGCGAAAAACACAAUUAAAAAUAGCUGUUUCACAAACAGUCAACUUUAUCAAUAACGAACAAGCAGAAAUCCAUUGUUCAUUGCAUUAUGGAUUCUCCUGAGAAUCCACCAACUGGAACCGAGGCAGAUAUUACACAAGAUGCUGUAGAUAUCUAUGCAUUGCUCAGCAUUUUACUCGUUGCUUUUAUGUGGGGAUCGACCAAUCCUUUCAUCAAACGCGGCAGUAUCGGAUACAACGAACUGAAGGCAAACAGCAAAUUGGGUCAGCUUUGGCUGGAAAUUUGUUUUCUUAUCUCUCGUUGGCAGUAUUUACUUCCAUUGCUUAUCAAUCAAUUGGGUAGCAUCGUGUAUGUUUUAACUCUUCAAAGGACCGCACUAUCGCUCACCGUCCCGAUGGCAAACUCCUUAACAUUCGUCUUUACGGCCAUAACCGCGCGACUGCUAGGAGAACGACAAUCAGGCUGGAAAAUUUAUUGUGGAAUGGCUCUAGUCAUACUGGGAACUGUUAUCUGUGGAAUAGAUAAAGUAUUGUGAUAAAUUCUGAACGUAUUAUUUACAGUAUCUCUAAUAUUAGCCG